AUGGAGCACCUGAAAAGUAACCACACAAGAGUGAAUGAAUUCUUCUUGGCGGCCAUUUCCCCAACAUGGCAGUCCCAAAUUGCCCUCUUUGUGGUCUUCCUCCUGGCCUAUGCAGCCACCAUAAUAGGAAAUACCCUGAUCAUGCUGACGGUGGCAUCUGACCCUCAAUUGCGCACACCCAUGUACUUCCUGUUGGGGAACCUCUCCUUCUUGGAUCUUUGCCUUUCCACUGUCACAGCCCCCAGGUUGCUGAUGGACUUCUUGAUUGAGAAGAGGAGCAUUGUCUUUGAAGCCUGCAUGGCCCAGCUCUUUUUCCUCCAUUUUGUGGGUGCUUCUGAGAUGCUCCUCCUCAAUGUCAUGGCCUAUGACAGGUAUGUGGCCAUUUGCAAGCCUCUGCACUACCCCAGUAUCAUGAACAGACAUCUCUGCAGUUGGCUGGUGGCAGCUUCUUGGACUGCAGGCUUCAUCCAUUCCACAGUGCAGACCAUCCUCACCAUGAGGCUGCCCUACUGUGGGCCCAACCAGGUAGACAACUACUUCUGUGAUGUUCCACCAGUCAUCAAGCUGGCUUGCACCGAUAUCUACAUCAUUGAGCUCCUCAUGAUCUCCAACAGUGGCCUUAUCACUACUUGUUGCUUUGUAAUCUUGGUGACCUCCUAUGCCACUAUCCUGCUAAGAAUUCAGUCCCCUGAGGGACGCCGCAAAGCCCUCAAUGUCUGUGCCUCCCACCUUACUGUAGUCACCUUGUUUUUUGCUCCCUGCAUCUUCAUCUAUGCUCGACCUUUCUGUAUUUUCUCAGUAGACAAGCUGGUCUCUGUCCUGUACAACGUUAUCACCCCUUUGCUGAAUCCGUUGAUCUACACCUUGAGAAAUAAAGAUGUGAAGAUGGCCAUGAGGAAGUUGAGAAAGAAGGAAGUCUUUUCUGAUGGGAAAUUGGUGAUGUGA
Messenger RNA from Elgaria multicarinata webbii, 945 nucleotides. Its product is annotated as olfactory receptor 4Q2-like. NCBI's taxonomy places the organism in Eukaryota, Metazoa, Chordata, Lepidosauria, Squamata, Anguidae. The record is from RefSeq and is a predicted model, not a curated record. Bases 1 to 945 code for a protein of 314 amino acids. Gene Ontology annotation, cellular component: plasma membrane. The transcript has a single exon. Gene Ontology annotation, biological process: G protein-coupled receptor signaling pathway. Gene Ontology annotation, molecular function: G protein-coupled receptor activity; olfactory receptor activity.